Molecule: messenger RNA, 1337 nt
Organism: Dicrocoelium dendriticum
Lineage: Eukaryota; Metazoa; Platyhelminthes; Trematoda; Plagiorchiida; Dicrocoeliidae
Source: the annotation of a GenBank genome assembly
AAGAGGAUCCGGAAUUGCGCACUUUGCUCAGGCUUCCAAAAUGAACGCCCUGUUUGUGUGGUGUGAUCGGAAUAAUCCAGAUUUGCACAAGGCGAGCGAUUCGGACGUGUUCGAUGUUAAACCAAACCACUCUCAGCUAUAAUGCUGUUCUGAACGCCUACCAACUUUGUGGAACAUUAUGGUCCAGUAAUCGAUCCGCUUUAGCUCAUUCUCAUACCGCUCGGUUCCCUGUGUAUUCACUGCGGUUUUGACCACCAGAAGCUACUAAGCUAAUAUUUGUGAAUUACUCUAUGGAAUCUCAGGAAAUUGACCUCAAGGAUUUGAAUGCGUUGCUUCUUUCGGAAGAGGCUGUCGAGUUUGGGAGCACUUGCUGUUCCAACUCCGUGACGCAAACAUCUGAUUGUUCAGCUAUUUCCGGAAACCUCAAAGCUGACGCAAGGGGUGCAAGAACAGAAAAUGAGUUUCGUACUGUCACGCUGUACUCCGGACAAGGAUGUACACAUGAAGUUGUCCAUAGGGUGGACGAACCUCUGAAAGCACUCACUCCAAUUUCAAAACCGGUUCAUACAUACCCGUUUAAAUUAGAUCCUUUCCAAAAGCAAGCCAUUCUCUGUGUCCAUAAUGGACGUUCCGUGCUGGUCUCGGCCUGCACGUCAGCCGGGAAAACAAGUGUUGCAGAGUACGCAGUGGCUCGAAGCUUGCGAGAAAAUCGUCGUGUGAUCUACACGACGCCCAUCAAAGCGUUAAGCAACCAAAAGUACAGGGAGUUUUCGGAUGAAUUCAAGGAUGUGGGACUAAUGACCGGCGACGUAUCCAUCAAUACAGACGCCUCCGUCUUGAUUAUGGUCACAGAAGUUCUUCGAUCCAUGCUGUACCGCGGAUCUGACGCCACUCGAAGAGUUGCUUGGGUCAUCUUUGACGAGAUUCAAUACCUUCGCAACAAAGAACGCGGUGUAGUCUGGGAGGAGGCUAUAAUCUUACUUCCAGAUGACGUCGGCCUUGUAUUUCUCAGCGCCACUAUCCCCAAUGCCAUACAGUUUGCUGAAUGGAUCGUCGCAUUGCACCAUCGCCCCUGUCACGUCGUGAGCACAUAUAUUCGGCCUGUUCCACUGGAGCAUUGUGUGUUCCCGUGCGGUGGAGAUGAUAUCCACCUCGUCUUCAACCAAAAACGCGAAUUUCUUGAAGCCAAUUUCAACGCAGCCUCAAGCGUUAUAAGCAAAGAACUUGACAUCUGUCUAUUGAGAUCAUUUUUCCCGAUGCGCCGCUCCGGAUGCCAACGUAGGUUAUACAACUCACUGUGUUUAUUUGUUUUACCCCUAUUGGUGCGUAUUCCUUGA